Messenger RNA from Tyto alba (common barn owl), 6134 nucleotides. RefSeq names its product opsin 4 (gene OPN4). Bases 734 to 2071 code for a protein of 445 amino acids. The record is from RefSeq and is a predicted model, not a curated record. The transcript has 10 exons. Gene Ontology annotation, biological process: G protein-coupled receptor signaling pathway; visual perception. Gene Ontology annotation, molecular function: G protein-coupled receptor activity. NCBI's taxonomy places the organism in Eukaryota, Metazoa, Chordata, Aves, Strigiformes, Tytonidae. Gene Ontology annotation, cellular component: membrane.
UGUCAGUGGGUUUUAUCCCGAUUUUUUGUUUAUUUUUAGAAGUGGACCAACAAAUAACCAUGACCUAAAUUCUACAAGACAGAAGUGCACACAAGCACAUUGUUAAAUACCAGAAUCUAUUUGAGUUCAGACAAUUUCAGCAGAACUGUACACAUACAUCUUCUUUAAAAGCAGACUACAAAAAACUAAUUAACAGUAAGGUCUAAUAUUUAAGACAGAUAGUGAAGUCAACCUUUUAACUUCUUUGUCUUCAUGCAGGGAUAAUGUGGAUAUAGCAUUAAGAUUCAGACAUAAAUCUGUCAAAGGCAAAAAAGAGAACACCACUUUUAAAUGAGCAUCAGUUUUAUACUGUCAUUGAAGUGAAGCUGGAAUCUGGAUGGAACAAGCUUCAAACUGGGCAUGUGCGGACCCUGCCAUCUCCUGUAUUUAAAUGGAAGCCACUGCUGCUGCCCUUUGCUAGAGCUGAAGAUGGAGUGAAACAAUCUGAGAAACUGCACUGGAUCUCACAUUAUUCCAGAGAAACUAAUUGCUUUGCCCACACACAAAAAGGUAAAUUGGCUGACUUAAAUUCAGAGGAGAGCUUUUCUCUCUUUGUUUUUGCUUAGAUUUUGUUCACCUGAAUAAUCAGCCCAUUCAAAGGGGGAUCUCUUGUCCCUCUGAGGACCCCAACAGCACCGAAACUGUGGAGUCCUUCAAUGCAUGGAAUGACUCGGAAACCAAUGCGUACGCACUGAUGGACCUGCCUCUUAGAGCCCCAACAAAGAUGACAGUGCAAGAUGUUCCUGGUGCCUUUCCUACCGUGGAUGUCCCAGACCAUGCCCAUUAUACAAUUGGAAUAGUCAUUCUUAUAGUGGGAAUCACAGGAACUCUGGGUAAUUUCCUGGUCAUCUAUGCUUUCUGCAGGAGUAGGAGCCUUCAGACUCCAGCCAACAUACUCAUCAUCAAUCUAGCUAUUAGUGACUUCCUGAUGUCCAUUACGCAGUCUCCAGUUUUUUUCACCAACAGCCUCCACAAACGCUGGAUUUUUGGUGAGAAAGGCUGUGAGCUGUAUGCCUUCUGCGGAGCUCUUUUUGGCAUUACAUCUAUGAUUACUUUGAUGGUGAUUGCCUUGGACAGAUAUUUUGUCAUCACAAAACCUCUGGCUUCUGUUGGAGUGACGUCUAAGAAGAAGGCCCUAAUAAUCCUGGUAGGAGUCUGGCUGUACUCUUUGGCUUGGAGCCUCCCGCCCUUCUUUGGAUGGAGUGCGUAUGUUCCCGAGGGUCUGCUGACUUCCUGUUCCUGGGACUACAUGACUUUCACACCAUCAGUCCGCGCCUACACGAUGCUGCUUUUCUGCUUCGUCUUUUUCAUUCCUUUGCUUGCUAUCAUAUACAGCUAUGUCUUUAUAUUUGACGCUAUCAAGAAGGCCAACAAGUCUAUUCAGAUAUUUGGAUGCAGACGUGGAAAUAAAGAGUUCCAGAAACAGUAUCGGAGGAUGAAAAAUGAGUGGAAGAUGGCCAAAAUUACACUGAUUGUCAUCUUGCUUUAUGUCAUUUCCUGGUCACCAUACUCUGUUGUUGCUCUCGUAGCUUUUGCUGGGUAUUCCCACGUCCUAACACCCUUCAUGAACUCAAUACCAGCUGUGAUUGCCAAAGCUUCUGUCAUUCAUAACCCCAUCAUUUAUGCCAUUACUCACCCCAAAUACAGAACAGCCAUUGCAACAUAUGUUCCUGGCCUUGGAUUCUUGCUGAGAGUUUCUCCUAAAGACUCACGGUCUUUCAGUAACUACCCCUCCUCCAGACGAGUGACUGUAACCAGCCAGUCUUCCGAGACAGCUGUAGAUGCUGAUGACAUAUCCAUGGUGGAAUUGAAUGUCACAGAGUACCCCGCUACACCUACUAGAGGUGAGAGCCUGAACGAUAUUGGACAAAGAAAAGGAAAGUCUCACCACAGACCACCUGCAGCCCAGAUACCCAGCAUUACAACAACACACAGCACUGUCCAAGGAAUACAGCAGCCUUCUGGAUACAACUUUGGUUUUCUGUACCCUAAGAUCAACAGCCGCAAGCAGAACAAGAACUCUAACAGCUAAGUGCGUGGUGCAAGCCAGAAUGUCACCUUCAUCAACACUUCUGGAACAACUAUGGACCAGCUGAAUCUAGAAUACCUUCCUACAUUGUUGUGAAAUGCUCAUACAAAGACACAGCACAAGACAAGCAAGAGUAGUAAGAUUUUCAGCAUCUGAACUCUCUCCAGUGGUUCACUUCUUGAUCUGAGUCACACUGCAAUUUUAUUAUUUCUUCUUUAUGCAGCUCAUGAAACAAUUUCUUUCACUUGGAUUUUAUUCUGCUCAGGUAAAUUCCACCACUGCAUGGAUCUUACCUACAGGCCUCCUAGGAUUAACUUGAGAGGAAAGGGAAGUAUGAGAUUAAAACCCGGCCUUUGUUCACUUAGUGUAGUUUAACUUCAAAGCUAUUAGAGAGCUAAAGCUGAGAGAUUUGGGGGAAAAUGUACAUUAGUUCCUGAAGAUGAUUUCUUCAUUACUGUGAAGUUCUUAAACCAAAUGAAAACUUAACCACACAAUCAGUGCUCCCUUCUCUCAUUAAUGACAUAUUCCCUCAUUUUCUUCUACAAUCCAAUUGAAAGGCAAUGCAGUUGAGCAGUAAUUUGAAGUCUCAGAUCUUUAUCUUAAUUUCUGUGAUUCUAGGGGAAGAGAAGGAAAUAACACUGAGGAUGAGGCUAUGGUCCUUUCCACACUUAGCUUCUUUUUCCAACAGUUGCUUAGGAGACCAGUUUAACCCACUCCUAGCUAACCUCCCCAGAACUAUAGGAAAGUAUUAGGAAACUCCUUCUGACUUUACUUUAGCAGGUUUCAUGAGAAGAAUGCAGAAUUCAAAGCAGUGUUUGUACUGAAAUGUCUUAUGGGUAAGUCAAUACAUUUGCCUUCUGAUACUUCAAAGUGGUUUACCUUUAGAUGUGCUUUUCUGAAGUAAAUCUUGGGAGGACAAAGGUUAGUUCUCAAAAAACAGUUGUUCUCGAGAUGUGUGGAAUCCACAUCAUCUCCACUUUAGCAUUUUAAUUUUUCCCUCCUCCAAACAGCAGCAUUCUUAUAGCUGAGGUUUUUUUCCCACAGUGACUAAAUCAAUGAAAUAGUACUUAUUUCCCCUGAAAGUAAAUGAAAAGAGUUCUAUGAAAUAGUGAUUUUCUACUUUUCUCUGGUGCACCUUCUGGCAUAUGAGAAUAAAUUAACAAAAUUCAUUUGCAAUCCAUAGAAGUCUACAUCAUAAGAAUUAUAAGGUAUAGUCAAUGGGGAUGUAUACCUUUUGAGCCUAAAAGCAAAGGGCACAAAGAGCUACUGAAACAGUUCUUCCCCAUGGGCCCUCUAUUAGUUCUCCCUUUGGUUGCAAUAAUGGAGGGAACCCAGCAAGUAAUUUUAUCCUAAGUAAAUCAGUUCCUCCUUAUGUCACAUCAGAAAAAAGCCAUAAAAUCAAUAAAAAUGUAACCAGCUUAUUCCUCUGAGGGGAAAAAAGUAAUCAACGGGUUCCAGGAGAUUUGGGGCAUUGUUUUGAAGCAAACUUUUGGGAACUGAGUUCAAACUGAGGUUUAUUAACAUGAAAGUUAUUAAAACUAAAAAUGGAGUUGAUAGUGACGUCUGCAGCAGCCAAAUAUUAGAUCAUGAAGAAGUGAGUCAUUCAGCCUGCUAAUAAACUGCCAAAAGAAACAAACUGAUCAAAAUCCAAGAUGCUUUAUGUAAAUAAAAUUGUAGGCAUUAGAGAUGGAAAGGAGCUAUUACAGUUCCUCCCUUCACCUACCACAACCGGAUAUUGUCUCCAGGCAGAGGACAAUAUUAAACUGCUAAUAUAUACAGCUAGCAAUAAGGAAAAAGAAGAGAGAAAACAUACCUUCAAACAGGAAGUAUGUUAAAAGACAUUCAUCAAGUCUAAAGGAAUUGUAUUAUGACUUAUUCCUUUGGCUUUUAAAAUUAUUUAAAAACAUGAAGCAUAUAAUUCUUCCCAUCCUUUGUCAUGAAGGUCAUUCACACUAGUGAAAACUGGGACGAAAUGCUAGUGAAUGCUGCCCAUUUCACAUGGGUCACAAAAGGCUGAACUUGUCCAGAAUAUAGGUCAAAACUCACCCAUGCUGCUAUUUCAUGUGUUAAUAAGAAGUGCAUGGUAUGUGUCAGUAAGAGCGAGACCAUUUGCUCCUGUCAUGAUUUUGUUCCCAAGUAGUAUUCUUGAAGACUAUACUCUGCACAUUUCUGCAUUCCCUUCCACUUUUAGAGUGUAUAAAAAGAAUACUUCCAUGGCUAGAAAAGCUUUACAAAUCCACAGCACGUUGUUCUUUAUAUCCUUCAACACCAACAUGUACUAGAGAUUAGUUUGUAUCUAUAAAAAGAGCUACAGCUGUUUGUGCUCAUCUACUUACAAGAGGCUUGAAAAGCAUAUAUUAAUUAGGGAGAAUUUGUUUGGUACCACUUCAAAACUCUUGUGUGUACUCCCUGUGUAACUAACAGCUUUGCAUUCCCUUAAUCUCUACUGAGACUAUAAAAGUCAUCCCGGGGAAAGCCUACAAAAUUCAUUUCACCUGAAUAUAUCUCCAAGUGAUUCACACUGUAACCCCUGUGGCAUUUGGAAUAAAUCAUUAUUAGUUCAUAUUUCAUCUCAUCUUAGCAGCUUUAUUUGUGUCCUGUAUUUUCUACUUGGCAGCCAUUCUUUCCGCUUUGCUGGCUCUUUACACCCUUUAACGCAGAUGACUGAUUAGAUUAAAAUAAUUUAGGACUGAGAUGAUUCAUGUUCCAGUUAAAGUCAACUGUACAGCCUGUUCUGCACCGAAGAGACCGACUGCAGUUUUCCAUGCACCUGGGUAUGUUCCAGUGACUUGGAGGUGUGAAAGAACUAGGGCAAAAUUGAGGCACUUCCCUUUGGCCUUUUGUAGUACAGCAGCUGUUUAUAGAGCAGCCUGCUGGCAAAGACAAUAGCAAGCAGUGUUGUGAGUUAACAGACAAACUCUUCACCUCUACAGGCUCAAGCUCAAAUUCAGACUUGCGUCACAAGUGAAAAUGUUUGGUCUGACCAUUCAAGCAAUUCUGCAAAACUGCUGAGCAACUGGUCACUACUGGUGGUCCUGCAAAGAAGGUGCCAAGAGCCAGUGUAAUCAAAGGCUGUCGCAAUUCAGGAUUGAAGUACUGCAUAAGGCAGCAGUCAGAAUUUGUCAAUUUUUCAAAUUUUCACAUAUUGCCAGGGAUCUUAGUCCCUGUGUUUUGCAGGUUACCAUCUCAUUUUGGAAACCGUUUUGCAUCCGCCGCUUGACUAAAAAGUGUCAUUGUAGCAUGUGACAUUGAGUAAAGUUUCACACAUUCUCAGGUAAGACAUAGUAGCAAUUUCUCUUGAAGUCAUAUGCAAAACCAACAGCAUGCUUGACAUUCAGAAAAAAACAAAGGCACAUCCAAUGCUUCUUGGGUGUUUCUAAAGCUCUUUAGGACACAACAUGGGUAAGUCACAUGUGUUCAUGUUUUCUCAGUGUGACUGGCAUAAUUUUUUACUUAGGCCAUUCCAAGAAGUGCUGCAACAUGGCCCUCUUUCUCUGAUCUCUCAGUGAAAGAUACUACCAUCUCAGUAACUGACAGGGCAUCUGUCUGUCUGUGCUUCUGAAGCCACUAUUUCCACAGGGCUCUAUUGAGACAGGGUCCUUAUACGCAAAGCAAUGUUAGCAUCAGACUGGUAUUUCACUGGCUGAGCAACUGUUAUCACACUUCAAACACUUGUGCUUGUAGCCUUGCAGUUAAUGUCACAGGAAUGUGAAGAGUCCCAUAAAUAGGUUUAUAUAAAAUCAGUAUUAAAAUAAAGAAAUAAAUGAAUAGUACUGUAUUUCCUAGCAACCCUAGACAUGGGCCACAAUCUCAUACACUAAACGUUUCCUGUAGAACAAAAAGACUACUAUACCUUUCUUACCCCAUCAAAUUUAUAACCUAAAUGCUGAUUUUUCAAACUCAUUAAAAGUUCAGUUGUCAAGAUUUAGGUUGCCCUAUUUACAUAACUUCUAAGGAUAGUAGACUGAGUAGAUCAUCAGUGUAAGCUUAAUAAAGCCAGAAAAGCUUCUCUAGAGCAAAUCUAGCCUUAUCAGUCUAAUACAAAGCACAAACAUUAGUAAGAAGA